Messenger RNA from Paralichthys olivaceus (Japanese flounder), 3728 nucleotides. NCBI's taxonomy places the organism in Eukaryota, Metazoa, Chordata, Actinopteri, Pleuronectiformes, Paralichthyidae. The record is from RefSeq and is a predicted model, not a curated record.
GCAUCUCCCAGGCAUGGUUUCACCAUAAUGAACCGACUCAACAUCGAAAACCUGACAGAGCCAAUCACCAAAGACUUGGACUUCCAGCUCCAGGACCCCUUUCUGCUGUACCGCAAUGCACGAUUGGUUAUCCAUGGGAUUUGGUUCUACGAUAAGGAGGACUGCCAGCGCAUCGCCCAGAGGAUGAAGAUUCUGACCCAGCAGGAGCAGGUCCUGGCUCAGUCUCAAGGCGGUUGGCUGUCCCCAGCUGGAGGAGGAGUUGUUAUUGGACGCGGAGGAGUAACAGGUGGUGGUGGAGGAGGAGCUAGAAGUGAAGGAAAGGGGGUAGACAUCAUCCAGAUGUUGACCAAAGCACGCACUGAGUAUGACAAGGUUGGCAAGGAAAAUUCUCCAUCUGAGCCAAAAGAGAUUGGUGGCAGCAGUGUUCUGUGUGGAAACCCCAACCUGAUAAAACCAAUACCUGUUAAACCUAACACUCAGGACAGUGAAGGGGCUGAACCCAAGUCUCUCUCUCUGGCCACUCUCUUUGGAUCUCAACCUCAACGCUCACCCAAGCAAGACUCAGUCUCUCCUGUGUCAGUGGUAGGGAAAGUCUCUCGCCCUCCUGUGGCCCGCACGUUGACCUAUGACGAUUCCAUGAACUCUGGCAGAAGUGUGACCUCAAAGGGAGGUAACGCUGGCUAUUCAGACGGAGGGAUAAGGGUCGUUGUUGCAGGCCUGUUGCCGAGUCCCACUUCCUCUCAUCAUCAUCAGCAGCAGCAGCAGCAGCAGCAGCAGCAGCAGCAGCAACACUGCCCAGCCAUCCAGAAGCUCAUGCAGGGACAGAGAGGGGUCGUCGGGAUGCUUCAGACCGUGUCAGAGUCCCCUGAGAACAGGCUAUGCGACAACGGGGUGCCACUGGAGCAUCACCAUCACCAUGUUCACCCUCACCCUCAUCAUCAUCAACAGCAGCAGCACCACCACCAUCAUCAUCAUCACCAUCAACAGCAGCAGCAGCAGCAGCAGCAGCAGCAGCAACAGCAACAGCAGCAACUUCAACUCGACCCAAUCAAGAGACUUUUCCAAACCCAGCCACCUCCUCCCCCUGCCACCUCCUUCCCCUCUGUUGCUCCCCCCUGUUGCUCCAACCCCCCUCCUAUGCAGCAGAACCCCCACCUCUUGUCCCAGCCCAUCAUGGUGGAUUCUGGGUCAUGUUCCCACCUUCAAGUGCAACAAAACCAGCAGCUGUUUUACAGCCUCUCUAAGCCUCAACUAGAAGCUCAGCACAACAGCCACUCAGCUUCGACUCUACAGGGAGAAGGUUUGUUUCCAUCUCAGGUGACCAAUGACAAAUCUUUUCAUCCUCCACAAGGUCUGUCCUCUCAGAUGCCAGGUGUGGUGUCUCCUCAUGAGCUCCUCCAUAAGCUCCAGUUGGUCCAGCAGGAGCAAAGCCUGGCUUCCAGUGAUCCUCCUCAACUCUGUCCAGGACUGGCCCCUCGAUUCCUGGGGCCUGCUCCGAGUCAAAGUGUCGGCCCAGAUCCAAAUCAGAUCCCAUCCACCGCAGGUCAAAAGGCUGCACUGCAGUUUCAGGUCAUCUCCCCCCAGCGGAUACCAGCCACUGUGGCCCCCACCAUGCUCCUCUCUCCCAGUGUGUUCUCUCAGACAAAGUCAAGCGGUGGGUUGAUGGCAGUCGCCCCUGACAACUGCCCCAUCCCUCAACCCAGAGCCCCGCUGCAGGAGGAGGUCAGAGUUCUGUCCAGAAGUCAGAUGCAAGCCACACUGCUGCAUCUGAUCCAGAGUGACAGCUCCUUCAUGGACAUUAUCUAUGAAACCUACAUCAGCCGCUUCGCUAACGACUCCAGCACCAAGUACCAAUGACUCUUUACACCCUCUGUCUAUACAAGCACCCUGUCCAGAUCAGUGAGGCUUAUUCCCACCUGAUCUGGAUGUACAACUUCCUCCCCCUGAAUCCCACUCCAGUCACAUGCACACGCAUAUGCACAAAUAUCAGCUCUGUACUGUAUAACCAGGCAACCUGACUCUUAACUUCAAACCAUGUAGCUCAAUUUACUUAAAAAACAAAAUGUUUGUUUCCAUGAGAAAUUAAGAAACUUUUCUUCAUGCGGAUCUCCAAAAAAUGAUUGGUACAAAUGUGGCAGAACCAUACAGUCUUGACCUCACCUGUACUUCAGGAGAAAUGUAGCCUAUACUGUAGUUCACUCUUACUGAAAACAAAAUAUGCAGCCACUUCAAUUUUGUGUGUAUUUUGUCUCGUCAAAAUCUGGAGUCUUUACUUCAUCGCGAGUGUCUAACACCAGCCGGCCCCCUGGCCGUUAACAAACAAGUCUUCCUUGAACUUGUGCUCAAGAAUCUGCUCAAACUGGCAGAAAUGGAAACAUGUUAAACAUGUUUUGUUAAUAUUCAUUUGGAGAAGUCUUAUUGGUUUAAACGUCAACAGAGUUUGCCGGAUUUUAAUUUACAAUUUUUUAAAAGUCAAUUCUGAGUAGUCUACUUUCUAAAGGAGUUUUAAUAAAAGAUGAUUUACUGUCCAGAUUGAGGUUACUAUUAUGAUAUUAUGUCAUUUUGAAUUUUUUUUACAGCACACACCAGAUGUGAUAUUUGCAUUAUUUUAGUUGACUGUCUGAAACCAGUGUUGUUCACCAGCACAUUAGUUUGCCUGCAGAAAACUGUAUCCACACAAAGUUCAUAACAACCUCGGCCUGUGCUUUCUCUGAACACAUGAAGUUAUGUCCCGGUGUGAAGGAGAUAUGCUCGUUUAAUUUCACAUACUCUGGUGCUUUAAUAGUCUUAUUCCUCCUCUACUGAACAUUAUCAUUAAAAAAGGAGUUCAAAAUGACAUGGUUUUCAUUUCACUUGAAGAAACAAGGAAACUACAGGAGCUUUUCAGCCUGCACUACCUCACAGAGAGCUAGUUUAGAGGUGUACCUGUGUUUUAAUUAUUAAGAGCAGAUUGUCAUUGAUGUUAUUGGGCAUUUUUAUUUCAGUCAGAGAAGAAAAAGAAAGAAAGGAGAAGUAUCCAACACAGAAACUGUUGACAGACCUUCAAAAACUGAAGUGUCACCUUAAUGAACCUUAAAAUAUAAUAAUUUUGCAUUUAUGCCACAACACUCAUCCUAAUAAAUACAGAAAGUACUUGAUCAGAUGGUUUACAGUUAAAUAAAUUAUUGAUUGGUUAAAAAGAGUUUUAAUGCAAUAAAGAGCGAUACAGAAAGUAUAUACAAACACAUACUUUAAUAAUGUUUUGGAUUUUACAGGCUUGUCCAAGACAAAUAUUGUAUAAAACAUUAUACACCUUUACAUUAUAUGGGCUGUAAAAAACAAGCAAAACGAUACAUAUGUUUCAUUUUUUUCAGGAUCAGGGUUUGAAAUGUGAGUUUAGCUCCUGAGCUAAUUUAGAGACUUCACAAAAACAGCAGCAAAAAAUAAAAUACAAUUUAGAGAAAAAAGAAACAGAAAAUAUUUUUCUCCCUAUUUUUCUAUGACUCAAAGCGUAUCGUUCUCACAAUAGAAAUAAACAGCCUGUGACAUGACAUAUGUAUAUCGACAGUUCUUCAUCAAAGGGUGUUAUAAUUCAAAAGAUGUCACCUGUAAUCUUUUUCCGAACAUGUCAUUUGAAAAAAUCACUCGAAUGUUGAUGGAAACAUUUGUAUUUCUUUUUAUCAGGAAUGUUUUUGCUCGUACAGAAACUGGAAUAUAUUUUAAUUGGAUAUUAAAUGUUCUCAAACUGC